Messenger RNA from Penicillium verhagenii, 675 nucleotides. Its product is annotated as glutathione S-transferase family protein. The record is from RefSeq and is a predicted model, not a curated record. Gene Ontology annotation, cellular component: nucleus; cytoplasm. Bases 1 to 675 code for a protein of 224 amino acids. The transcript is spliced from 2 exons. NCBI's taxonomy places the organism in Eukaryota, Fungi, Ascomycota, Eurotiomycetes, Eurotiales, Aspergillaceae. Gene Ontology annotation, biological process: translational elongation.
AUGGCUCCCUUCGGUACUGUCUGGUCUUACAUGCCCAGUGCUCGGGUCAGCAAGAUCGAAGCAGUAGCCAACCUGAGCGGGCUAGAGUUAGAAAUCCCAUCGGGCUUCGAGCUAUACAAAGACAACGUCACAGAAGAAUACCUCUCCAAAUUCCCACUGGGCAAAGUGCCAGGUUUCGAAGGCGCAGAUGGAACCCGCCUAGUUGAAUCCGACGCCAUCGCACAGUAUGUCGCCGAAAGUGGACCACUAGCUGACCAACUUCUUGGUGCUACGCCCUUGGAGCGAGCAUCGAUUCGGUCCUGGAUCAGCUUCUCAGAUCAUGCGUUCUUGCGGGUUGUUCGGGAGCUGGUGAUGUGGCGGUUUGGAAAGUGGGAUUAUGACGAGGAGAGAGAGACCACACAACUUGCACUAUUCGAGAGGGGUCUUGGAUAUAUGGAGGGUCACCUCAAAGGUCGGACCUGGCUGGGCGAGAAUGGGAAAUUGAGCUUGGGGGAUAUUACUGUUGCGGCGCCUUUGCAUAUUGGAUUCAUGUUGAUUAUUGACGCGGAGAUGCGGGCCAAGUACCCGUUGGUCACGGCAUGGUUUGAGCGUGUCAUGGCUGUAGAUGGGGUUGGGAAGGCGAUGGGAGAACUCAAGUUCAUCGAGAAGCGCCAGGUUUACCAGGGCAAGACUUAG